AUGACUGCUGACAUUUUUACUAAAUGGGUUCGCGCUUGGGAUCGUCAACUUGCAAAAAAGAACAAGAAAAUCCUGCUGUUAGUUGACAACUGUCCUGCACAUCGCCACAUAGCAGACUUGAAAAGCAUAACUCUGGUUUUUCUGCCUCCAAAUACGACAUCAGUGUUGCAACCCAUGGAUCAAGGGAUUAUUCGAGCUUUGAAAACACAUUUUCGUAAAAACCUUGUCCUGAAAAUAAUCCAGCUUCUAGAUGGCUGCCAAAGCACUAGUUUUGAGUACCCAAAUAUUACUGUUCUUGAUGGUAUUCUAAUGAUUCAAGAUGCCUGGACCCAUCUCAAGCAAGGCACGAUUUUUAACUGUUACAAACACGCUGGUUUUGUCCGAAGCAACGUAGAAUGUACCAUAUCUUCAAACGCAGAUGAUUUUAACGAAGAAUGUACGAUACCUUCAAACGCAGAUGAUUUUAACGAAGAAGACGACGUACCGCUGAGUGUUUGGGCAAGGGCUAUUGGUAGGCAUCACUUACCCAUAACAAAUGAGGACUUUGAACAAUACGUGUUUGUCGAUGAUGCUGUCGCCACUUGUGAUGAACCGUCUGAUGAAAACAUUGUGGAAAAUAUCAUCGCCAACGACGCGAAUAGCAAAGAUAGCGACGAUGAUGAUGGCGAACCAGAGGAGAUUCAUCCAACUUUGAGUGUGUCUGAGGCGUUGAAAGCUGCAGAAACACUCAGUGUAUAUGUUCAGACUAACUUUGAUGAUGAUCUUAUGAAAACAAUGAUGUCACAAAUUCACAAUGCCGUACGAAGUUCUUACUACCGAACAAAAGUUUGUCAAAAACAAACACAAAUAACAGACUUUCUACGUUAG
Molecule: messenger RNA, 867 nt
Organism: Leptidea sinapis
Lineage: Eukaryota; Metazoa; Arthropoda; Insecta; Lepidoptera; Pieridae
Product: tigger transposable element-derived protein 4-like
Exons: 1
Coding region: 1-867 (288 amino acids)
Cellular component (GO): nucleus
Molecular function (GO): DNA binding
Source: RefSeq, a predicted model, not a curated record